AUGUCGGAGAGUGUGACGACCUCCGAGGGGACCUCCGGCCGCGGCCUCCCCUCCCCCCGCGAGGGCGACCCGCCCCUCCAGAGCUCCUCACGGGACUCGCUGUCGUUGGAGGCCACCCCGAGGGCCGGGGGAGUCCCAACGCCGGGAUCCGUCGCUCUUGGCGCAUCCACCUCAGGUGGACACCGCCCCGUACAUCGGAGCCUAAACAACAGUGCGCGUUUCUGGCAACGUGACGUGGUUACUCCCGUCAUGGAUGGUGAUGAGAAUGAUCUUCAAAACGCAGAGUCGUACCGCCAGAAUCGCAGGCCCCCCUCCUCCAUCAAACAACACCGCACCAGCAGUCCUUGUGGUCCUAGUAGCCCAGGAUCCAAAUCACCACAGCUCUGGCGUGGGGAAACAAUUGAAGAGACUCUCUCACAAAACCCAAGUCCAAUGCAUUCACCACAACAAAGUAACGUAUAUGCUUCAAUGAACGAUUAUGCAACUAUUGGUUUUAGCAAUUGGAGUUCGCGUCGCUCUAGUGCUUUCCCUGUAUUUGGUCGUGGUUCAAUUGGUGUUGCUAGUAGUGUAAAAGGUGUGGAUUUUAUGCCUUGGAAUCCUAUUGAAGAGCAUCGGGAUUCCUCAGGUGCGGGGACAGAUACGAUCAAUAACGACGAAAAUAAUAACUUAGGAAUACAAAAACAUCGUGGGGAAUAUGUCUUUACGAAGAAACACCUGAUGGAUAGAAUUGAUAAUAUGGAGCGUCGUUUUCAAAAUAUGGAGAGAGCAGUGUUACAGGCGUUAGAAAGAAUUGAGACACAUCAGUUGCACCUAGACCAAACUUUGACAGAGUUGCAGGAGCAACAACAACGGAAGCUUAUGUAUUCACCAUCAGUAUCAACCACACGAGUCGAUGUUUCAGUGCCACGUGAUGAAACGCGAGAACCAUCGCGUACUGUAGAUAGUUGA
Molecule: messenger RNA, 948 nt
Organism: Trypanosoma theileri
Lineage: Eukaryota; Euglenozoa; Kinetoplastea; Trypanosomatida; Trypanosomatidae
Exons: 1
Coding region: 1-948 (315 amino acids)
Source: RefSeq, a predicted model, not a curated record